CGCCACUGGGCGCUACGUACUGGUGGGCAGCACUGGUGGGUGGCACAGGUGGGUGGCACUGGUGGGCCCAGGUGGGUGCACUGCUGGGCACAGGUAGGUGGCACUUCUGGGCACAGGUGUGUGACACUGCAGAGUGGCACAGGUGGGUGCACUGCUGGGCACAGGUGGGUGCACUGCUGGGCACAGGUGGGCGGAACUUGCGGGUGGCAUUGCUGGGCACCGAUCAUCAGGGCACUGAUCAUCAGUGCCCUGAUGAUCGGUGCCGAUCCCCGCUCUGACAACUGCCGGUUCUCGGCAGUACUUUCCUCACGAUCUGACAGCGUGAGGAAAGUGCAGCCGAGAACCGGCACUUGC
Molecule: messenger RNA, 354 nt
Organism: Staurois parvus
Lineage: Eukaryota; Metazoa; Chordata; Amphibia; Anura; Ranidae
Source: the annotation of a GenBank genome assembly